UGACCGCUGAAUGAUGCAUUGAACUGCACGGGGCGGAAAGGCUUUGAUUUCUGCUGAUGGUAAACACGACCGUUAGCCGGGAAGCUAACGGUUCAGCCCGCGCCCGCUUCAUUCUGCGCUGCAAACAUCGCGCUCACUCCGUUAACUCGUUAUUCACCGAUUAUGUGGCGCUUUGCCGUCAAUUUAUCGGGUAAAUAUCUGUUUACAGGCAUGGCAAACAUUUAAGCGCUUACAUUUGUGAUAAGUAAGAGCACAACGGGUCAUUCUCAAGGCCACGGAUGGAACCGGGGCGGCAGCGUGAGAAUCCCCCCGGGUCCGGGGAACCCGAAACAGGCGAGUGGAGAGAGGAGACCUCCGGGGUGGAGGCUGGAGAGAGGGACGGUACCCUUAAAAACAGAAGCGGGGAUGGCGGAAACGAGGAGAUAAAGAGUAAACCGGAAAACAGCGACAUGGUAGUGAAAGAAAAGGAUGAGUAUGAUGAUGAUGGGCAGUAUGAGGAAGAGUUGGACCCCAGGAUUCAGGAGGAGCUGGAUCACUUGAAUGAGGCCAGUGAUGAGAUCAACAGACUGGAACUACAGCUGGAUGAGGCCAGAUCCAGCUAUAGGAGGAUUCUUACAGACUCUGCACGAAAACUCAACGCUCAGGGCUCUCAGCUGGGAACUUGCAUUGAGAAAGCCAGGCCUUACUAUGAAGCUCGUAGACUCGCUAAAGAGGCUCAACAGAAGACCCAGGAGGCAGCGUUGAGGUACGAGCGAGCUGUCUCCAUGCACACAGCUGCCAGAGAAAUGGUUUAUGUAGCUGAGCAAGGUUUAUUGGCUGACAGGAACACAUUGGAUCCUACCUGGCAGGAAAUGCUAAACCACGCUACAGCCAAGGUGAAUGAAGCCGAGGAGGAGCGUUUAAGGAGUGAGAGGGAGCACCAGCGCGUCACUCAGCUCUGUCAGGAGGCAGAGGCGCGUGUGCAGACCCUGCAGAAAGCCCUCAAGAGGGUCAUUAUCAAGUCCAAGCCUUACUUUGAGCUCAAGGCUCAGUUUAACCACAUCUUAGAGGAGCACAAGUCCAAAGUCGUCCAGCUGGAGGAGCGGGUGGCAAAGGUGAAGACCCGAUAUUCCGUCGCCCUCCGCAACCUUGAACAAAUCAGCGAGCAGAUCCAUGCGCAAAGGGGGCGUCUCCGUGCCGCCAGAGAGCGGAACCGAGCCCGUGGUGGGCGGAGCUCACCGGUUGGGGCGGAGUCCGAAGGUGUUAUCCAGGCGGGGGCGUAUGGGGGUGUGAUAGCAAAUCCUCUAAUGGAUAAUGACUGGGCAGAUCAAGAGAAAACCAGGCAGUGGGUGGAGAAACACAGGGAGGCAGGGUGGGGCCAGAGAGAACAGGCAAAGAGGACAGGGUCAGACUCCAUGUCGGUCAUCAGCCUGCAGACCAUCGCCUCUGACCUGGAGAAAUUCGAUUCGGUGGAGCACCUGGGCGAUCUCAGUGACGUCGGGAGCAUAAUAGGAGAGGAGAAGGAUUCGGAAAGCGAGAGAGGAUUUAGGGCCGAAGAUAGACGAAUAGUUAGAGAGGUGGGAAACAUCUCAAGGCAGGACAGAGGUGACGCGGAUAAAGAUGACUCAGGGACGGAAAGGCAGCAAAGGGAAAAGGAGAGGGAGAGCUUUGUGAAGCAGCACCACAGAAGUGUUAGUUUGUGAGAAAACAAGGAGAAAUUCGAGUUGUUUGCUAAUCCACCCUGGUCCUGAAGAGCUUAACCUUGCCUGCAGGCUUUCAGGCGAGCUUCUCGCCAGACUACAAAUUAAGAAUAAGACCUUGAACAACAAAAACAGUUACUUUAAGGUGAAGUGUGUAAUUUAUGUGCCACCAAGUGGAAUUGUGAAUAUAAUGACGCUUUACGCCCUAAACUCACCCCAUUGGUUAAGCCAUCGUUGCGCAAAUGUAUGUACACUUUUCAUGCAAAAUGAAGACCGUAGCUGGAAGAUCUCAGAUUACACACUUCCACCUUAAAGGGAUAGUUCACCCAAAAAUGAAAAUUCUGUAUUCCUGUAUGAAUUUUUUUGUAAUGAGCACAAAAGAAUAUAUUUUGAUAAAUGAUGGUAACCAUUGACUUCCAUAGUAGGAAAAACAAAUAUGAUGGAAUUCAAUGGGUACCGUCAACUGUGUGCUUACCAUCAUUCAUCAAAAUAUCUGCAUCAUUUAUCACAAUACUUUCAUAAUAUUUAUUUUUCCUACUAUGGAAGUCAAUGGUUACGGCAGCUGUGUGCUUAUCAUUUAUCAACAUAUCUUAAUUUGUGAUCAUCAAAAAAAACCCACCUCAUACAGGUUUAGAACAACAUGAAUAUGAGUAAAUGAUGACAGAAUUUUCAUUUUUUUGUGAACUAUCCCUUUAACGCCAUAGUCGCUAACAGGCUACCGUAUGGUUUACAUGAGAGGUGGGCUCCUCCUGGGAUUGUCCAGGGGCAGAAAUGAUUACGAAUCAAUUUUCAGAUGUAAGCAAUAGAGUAAUCAAGAGAAAAAAAGAAAGUAAUAACACAUUUACACUGAUUGACAUGACAUUAUUGUAAUGCGCACUAUAGCAGACGUGGUCCGAAUGUUCUCUGCAAAUUAAUGAAUAACAAUGAGAUGGGGGGUGGGGGUUCAGUCGGUCAGCAGUGAUUUGUAGUUCUAGCUCUCUGAUCAUGACUAUGCGCUACCAGCUUGGUCUAGCGGGUAAAAAGCGUUAAGAAAACAUGAAAGGAAACUAAAGAUAUUUAAGUAAAAUGUGCGAAUUCACAGGAGUUAUCACCGCAUCAGAAUUUGAUCUAUCGGACUAAUGUCUUUGUUUCCCAUCUCCAGAUUUCUUUCGGCUAGUAGAUAUCUGGAGUAAUGUUUUGGUUUGGCUGUAGAUGAUGGCAAUGUGCAGUGCAAAAUAUGGCAUCUUCAAGAUCAUUUAGCACCUUAAACGCAAAUGGGUGUUUUCACACUUGGUUAAUUUCAGGGGUCAGAGAGAGGUUUGAGAUAUAUAAAUAUCUGAUUUACGGGCAUCUUUAAAAUGAAUUUUUUAAUCUCACUCAAGUUGUUACAAACAUGUAUAAAUUUAUUUAUAAAAUUUAAAGGGAUAGUUCACCCUAAAAUAAAAAUCUUGUCAUCAUUUUCUCAUCCUCAUGUUGUUCUAAAUCUGUAUGAAUUUCUUUUUUCUGAUGGACACAAAAGAAGAUAGUUUAAUAAAUGAUGGUAAACACACAGCUGAUGCCAUUGCCUUCCAUAGUAGGAAAAACAAAUAUGAUGGAAUUCAAUGGGUGCCGUCAACUGUGUGCUUACCAUCAUUUAUCAAAAUAUCUUCUUUUGUGUUUAUCAGAAAAAAAGAAAUUCAUAUAAGUUUAAGGAUGAGAAAAUUAUGCCAGAAUUUUCAUUUUUGGAUGAACUAUCCCUUUAAUAUAAAUAUGAAAUAUAAAAUAUUUUCAAAAUAUCUUCCUUUGUUUUCAGCAGAACAAAGAAAUGUAUACAGGUUUGUAACAACAUGAGAGUGUACGGAAGAGGAUUAGGGCCACUGGUGAAAAAAAUAUUUAAAUUCUGACUUUAUUCUCAGAAUUCUGAGAUUAAAGUCAGAAUUCUGAGAAUAAAGUCAGAAUUCAAAUAUUUUUUUCACCAGUGGCCCUAAUCCUCUUCCGUAAUAGUGAGUAAAUAAUGACAGAAUUUAAAUGUUUGGGUAACUUAUCCCUUUAAGUUGUAUGUUGUCUGACUUCAGUUUUUUUUUUUUAAAUAGUUACGCAUUAUAAAAACAAAUGUUACCAUACAAAGCUAAUGAAUACACACACUGACACUGAGGAGAUGAAUUGCUGCUGCUGAUGCUUAUUUUAGUUUUAUUUUAUUUUUAAAAAGUACAAAAGCUGUCAAGUGAACAAACCCAUGCAUCGUCUGUCGGUUUUAAGCGGAAACGAGAACUUGCGAAAAAUAGCAAGACUGCACUUAAAUAUUGUAGAAUGAAGAAAUUUCUUGCAGUUGUGUGGUAAUUGUGUUGUUUCUAAUAAAAAUUAUAGUAAGAGAGAAAAAUAGAAAGAAUUUAUAUUGUAGUGGAGUGGGUUACAAAAAACAAUUGCGUGAAUGGUAAGUGGACUGUGACUUGAGAAUGAGAGCCCACUUUCCAACUGUGAGUUUGCACCAGACGCGAGUUCAACGAUUUGCGCGAGUAGAUUACAUACAAAGCAAUGCAAAGACGCGAUCAGACGCGUCCUCGCGUGAAUGACGCGAUAUGGCCGUCACGUUUGCAGCGA
This is a messenger RNA of Misgurnus anguillicaudatus (oriental weatherfish), 4238 nucleotides long. It is a transcript of the gene sh3bp5lb, whose product is annotated as SH3-binding domain protein 5-like, b. Lineage: Eukaryota; Metazoa; Chordata; Actinopteri; Cypriniformes; Cobitidae. The record is from RefSeq and is a predicted model, not a curated record. Gene Ontology annotation, molecular function: protein kinase inhibitor activity. Gene Ontology annotation, biological process: intracellular signal transduction. Gene Ontology annotation, cellular component: cytoplasm.